Molecule: messenger RNA, 1125 nt
Organism: Ziziphus jujuba (common jujube)
Lineage: Eukaryota; Viridiplantae; Streptophyta; Magnoliopsida; Rosales; Rhamnaceae
Product: spermidine hydroxycinnamoyl transferase
Exons: 1
Coding region: 1-1125 (374 amino acids)
Molecular function (GO): acyltransferase activity, transferring groups other than amino-acyl groups
Source: RefSeq, a predicted model, not a curated record
AUGGGGGUUCCAUUCAUCGAAGCCGAAUCGGAUUCCGAACUCGACGAAUAUUUCAGAGACUUGUAUGCAGCUCCGUCUUCACUGAAAUAUGAUAAACUCGUCCCAACUGUGGACUAUAGCACCACGCCAAUCCAUGAGCGUCCUCUUUUGCUUGUCCAACUCACAAGCUUCUCUUCUUGUGGUCUCGUCUGCCUCGGCCUUUCCAUGUCGCAUACAGUUAUUGAUGGUUACAGUGCGUUUCAUUUUUUGUCUGAGUGGACUAGGUUUGCCCGGAAUAAGCCAUUAGAGACGGUUCCGUUUCUAGACCGUAAAGCCGCUUUUCGUGCUGGAGAUCCUCCACUUGCUCCAACUAUUGAUAAUCCUCCUCUACCUUCGUUAUCGAUCCAUGCAGACAAGGAUAAAAAGAAGAAGGGGAAAAGAGUCGCCAGCGCGAUUCUAAAGCUUUCAAAAGAUCAAGUGGAGAGACUCAAACACAUGGCAAACGAGGGCCGCAGCGAAACCACUAGGGCUUACACUCGUUUCGAGAGUUUGGCUGGCUACAUUUGGAGAUGCACAUGCAAAGCUCGGAAGCAUAGGAUGGAUCAUCAUCCAACUGGAUUAGCCAUCUACGUGGAUGCACGUAGCCGUAUGAAGCCGCCGUUGCCGAAGGGCUACUUCGGCAACGCGGCGGUGGAUGUGAUCGCCACAGGCGAUGCGGGCGAGUUGGUGUCGAAGCCGUUAGGGUUUGCGGCGAGCAGAGUGAGGGAAGCGAUCGAGAGAGUGACGGACGAGUACGUUAGGUCAACCAUUAAUUACUUAAAGAAUCAACCGGACUUGACAUGGUUUAAAGAUAUUGAUGAACCGCAGAGUAUUGACGAUCUAGGGUUUACCAGUACUGGAAUAAAGCCUGAUCAGUUCGUUGUGAGCUGGUUGACGUUUCCGAUAUACGGUGUGGACUUCGGGUGGGGAGAUGAAAUCUAUUUUGAUCCAGGAACGUAUGAACAUUUUGAUGGAGCGACGUUUAUUAUGCCUAGUCCUAGUGGUGAUGGAUCAGUGAUUGUUGCACUAGACUUGGAAGCGCCUUAUAUGGAAACUUUCAAAGAGGAUUUCUACAGAGAUAUCCACAAUUCUAUGAAGCUAAAUUAA